CAAUUUCUGCCAGGCCUGCAUCACCCGGGUCUGGGAAGGACUGGAAGAAAACGUCUCCUGUCCCAAGUGCGGGAAGAGAUUCCAGGAGAGGCAUUUGCACCCAACCCCCCUGCUGGGGAAGGUGGUGGAGAGAGCCAGGCAGCUGGGGUGGGGGGCAGAGGGCAGCAUGUGCCAGAGGCACAAGAAAGGUCAAGCUGUACUGCGAGGAGGAUCAGGCCCUGAUCUGCCUGGUGUGUGACAGAUCCAAGGAGCACAGAGCUCACAGGGUGGUUCCCAUUGAGGAGGCAGCCCAGGAGUACAAGGGCCAGUUUCAAAGGCAUCUGCAGAUUCUGAAAGAUGAGAGCUCCUGCCAGGAGGCCUUCACUAUUAGUGAAGGGAGGAGGCUGGAGACGCUGCUGGCUCACACCAAGGCCGAGAAGCAACGAGUGGUGUCUACCUUCCAGCAUCUGUAUUGGCUGUUACAGGAAAAGGAGUGCCUCCUGCUGAAGGGGCUGGGUAACGUGGCCCAGGGUGUGAAGCAGCUGCAGUGGGAGAACAUCAGCUGCCUCCACCAGAGGGCAACACUGCUGCAUGGACUGGUCGUCGAGCUAGAGGGGAAGUGCCGGCUCCCAGCUUCUGAGCUCCUGAAUGACGCUGAAAGCACCUUGAACAAGUAUAAAAAGAUGACGCUGCCCAAAUUGGCGUCUGCACCCACGGCUGAACUGAAGGAGAGCAUCAGGCAUCACUCCCGCAAGAAGAGAGCUCUCCAGGAUGAGAUGUGGGAAAGCCGAGAGAUCCUGACCCUGGAUGCCGCUUCCGCUCACCCUGGCCUGGUGGUGUCCCCAGACCGGCACAGCAUGUGGCAUGGGAACAGCAGGGGCUGCCUGCCCAGUGACCACCGCAGAUUCUUCCCAGCCUCCUGCAUCCUGGGCUCUGAGGGCUUUUCCUCGGGCCGGCACCGCUGGGAGGUGGAGGUGGGGGACAAAGACGGCUGGGAGUGGCGAGGGAGUGGCGAGGGAGUCCGUGAGGAGGAGGGACCCCACGGAGCUGCAGCCCCAGCACGGGGUCUGGGCUGUGGAGCUGGGAUGGUACCAGCUCCUUCCCCUGUCUCAAUGGCCACCAGCGGCAGCCCCGAGCCGAAGGCCCCACAGGAUCCAGGUUUGUCUGGACUACGAAGGGGGACAGGUGUCGUUCUACGAUGCCGAGAACCUGAAUCCACUGUUCACUUUCACGGCCUCCUUCACCGAGACACUCUUCCCCUUCUUCUGGCUCUGGGCCCCCAGUGCCCGCAUCAUGCUAUGCCCUUGAGGGAGACAGAAAGCCCACCCUGCCAGGACCAUGGCCUGAUUGCUAGGUAACAAAGAUGCAUGCCAUACACCAGGCCCCACCAGUCAGGUUGCUAGGCGAUGGACCAGGGACUCUUCAGAGCAUAGUUUUGUAUCCCUGCCCAUCCUGGCUCAUAGCCAUCGAUGGACCUAUCCUCCAUGAACUUAUCUAGUUCUUAUUUGAAC
This is a messenger RNA of Gopherus evgoodei (Goodes thornscrub tortoise), 1490 nucleotides long. RefSeq names its product E3 ubiquitin-protein ligase TRIM7-like. The transcript has 6 exons. The record is from RefSeq and is a predicted model, not a curated record. The coding region runs from base 663 to 1337 and encodes 224 amino acids. Lineage: Eukaryota; Metazoa; Chordata; Testudines; Testudinidae.